Molecule: messenger RNA, 4530 nt
Organism: Pipistrellus nathusii (Nathusius's pipistrelle)
Lineage: Eukaryota; Metazoa; Chordata; Mammalia; Chiroptera; Vespertilionidae
Source: the annotation of a GenBank genome assembly
AUGGGACGCCUGUGGCUUUGGGGGGCCUGGGGCUUCUGGGGGCUGCUGCUGUGCGCCGCGGACCCCCGCGCAGAUGGCUCUACAAUAAUUCCUAAAGUCACAGAAAUAAUACCUAAAUAUGGCAGCAUAAAUGGAGCAACAAGACUGACUAUCAAAGGAGAAGGUUUUGCCCAAGCACACGAGUUUAACUAUGGCGUUGACGAUGCUGAGUUGGGGAACUCUGUACAAUUAGUUUCUUCUUUUCGAUCCAUUUCUUGUGAUGUAGAAAAAGAUGCCAGUCAUUCCACUCAAAUUACAUGCUACACUAGAGCAAUGCCAGAAGAUUCCUACACUGUUCAAGUCAGUGUGGACGGGGUUCCCGUUACAGAGAAUAACACCUGCAGAGGCCUCAUCCACAGCCGAGCGUGCAGCUUCUACGCAAAAAGUUUCAGAACUCCAACAAUAAGGAGCAUCACACCUUUAUCUGGGACACCAGGUGCACUAAUAACAAUCCAAGGCAGAAUCUUCACUGAUGUCUAUGGAAGUAAUACUGCACUAAGCUCAAAUGGGAAAAAUGUUAGGAUUUUGAGAGUGUAUAUUGGAGGAAUGCCCUGUGAGCUUCUUAUACCACAGUCUGAUGAUUUGUAUGGUUUAAAACUAGAUCAUCCAAGUGGAGACAUGGGUUCUAUGAUUUGUAAGACGACUGGAACUUACAUUGGUCAUCACAAUGUCAGUUUCAUCUUGGAUAGUGAUUAUGGAAGGAGUUUCCCAGAAAAAAUGGCGUAUUUUGUUUCCUCUCUGAAUAAAAUUUCAAUGUUUCAAACAUAUGCAGAGAUCACGAUGAUUUCACCUUCACAAGGAAGCAUUCAAGGUGGCACCACGCUAACCAUAAGUGGACGGUUCUUUGAUCAAACAGAUUUCCCUGUCAGAGUUCUAGUUGGAGGUCAAGCCUGUGAUGUUUUGAAUGUCACAGAAAAUAUUAUAUAUUGCAAGACAUCCCCUAAGCCUGAUAUUCUCAGAACUGUACAUCCAGGCGGGAGAGGUCUUAAGCUUGAGGUGUGGAAUAAUAGUCGGCCAGUGCAUCUUGAAGAUAUACUUGAGUACAAUGAAAAGACGCCAGGCUACCUGGGUGCCGGUUGGGUAGAUUCAGCUUCCUAUGUUUGGCCCAUGGAGCAAGACAUGUUUGCAGCACGCUUCAGUGGGUUUUUGGUGGCUCCGGACUCUGAUGUUUAUAGAUUCUACAUCAAAGGUGAUGACCGCUAUGCAAUUUAUUUCAGCCAGACUGGACUUCCAGAAGAUAAGAUAAGGAUUGCAUAUCAUUCUUCCAAUGCCAACAACUAUUUUUCCAGUCCAACACAAAGAUCCGAUGACAUUCAUCUUCAGAAAGGAAAAGAAUAUUACUUUGAAAUCUUGCUUCAGGAGUAUAGACUGAGUGCUUUUGUUGAUGUUGGACUGUACCAGUAUGGAAAUGUCUACACUGAACAACAAACAGAAGAUGCAGUGAACGAAGAACAAGUUAUUCAAUCCCAGUCAGAAAUUGUCCAGGAAGUUCAGGUUAUAACAUUGGAAAACUGGGAAACAACUAAUGCUAUCAAGGAAGUUCAGAGGAUCAUGGUAACCAGCCCAUGUAUAGAAGUCAAUUCCUGCUCCCUUUACCAAUAUAGAUUAACUUACAACAUGGAAAAAACAGCCUUGCUACCUGCGGAUGCUUCUGACUUCAUACUACAAUCAGCCCUAAAUGACCUGUGGUCUUUAAAACCGGAUACAGUUCAAGUAAUAAGAACACAACAUUCCCAAAGUUACGUUUACAUGGUAACCUUUAUAUCACCCAGAGGAGACUUUGAUCUGCUCGGUUAUGAAGUAUUUGAAGGAUAUAAUGUCACCCUGGAUAUUACAGAACAAACCAAAGGAAAACCCAGUUUGGACACUUUCACACUGAAUUGGGAUGGAAUCUCUUCUAAGCCUCUUACCCCAUGGUCAGCAGAAGCUGAAUUCCAGGCAGCAGUGGAAGAGAUGGUUAGCGCCAAGUGUCCACCGCAAAUUGCAGAUUUUGAAGAAGGAUUUGUCGUGAAAUACUUCAGAGAUUACGAAACUGACUUUAACAUGGAUCAUAUUAAUAGAGGGCAGAAGACAGCUGAAACUGAUGCUUACUGUGGUCGUUAUUCCCUGAAAAACCCAGCUGUUCUCUUUGACUCAGCAGAUGUUAAACCAAACAGACGACCAUAUGGAGACAUUUCAUUAUUUCCUUAUAAUCAGUUAUGUUUAGCAUACAAAGGAUUCCUGGCAAAUUAUAUUGGUCUAAAAUUUCAAUACCAAGACAAAAGCAAGGUUACUAGAAGCACUGAAAUACAAUUUACAUAUAGUUUUGCUUAUGGAAACAACUGGACAUACACUUGCAUAGACCUUCUGGACCUCAUACAAACCAGAUACACUGGGACUAAUUUUGCUCUUCAGAGGAUUAGUGUACAGGAAGCAUCAAAAUCACAGUCCUUUUAUGUGGAUACAGUGUACAUUGGACAGACACCUACAAUUUCACUAUGGGAUGAAAUGCCAAAGAGAAGACUCCCGGCAUUAGCGAACAAAGGGAUAUUUCUAAAGCACUUCCAGGUGGAUCAGAUCAAAAGUAACGGGUCAAGUAUGAUGAGCCAAUAUUCUGUCACCAUGACUUCAUAUAACUGCAGUUAUAAUAUACCCAUGAUGGCUGUGAGCUUUGGGCAGAUAAUCACCAACGAGACAGAGAAUGAGUCUGUUUACAGAGGAAACAAUUGGCCAGGGGAGUCAAGGAUCCGCAUUCAAAGGACUCAGGCAGCAUCUGCACCUCUCAGAGGCAGCUUUGACCUUCAAGCUUAUGGACAUAUUCUCAAAGGCCUCCCCGCUGCGGUGUCGGCGGCAGAUCUGCAGUUCGCUCUCCAGAGCCUGGAAGGAGCGGGACGGGUCUCCGUGACGCGAGAGGGAACCUGUGCCGGAUACUCAUGGAACAUCAAGUGGAGAAGCGCAUGUGGGAAGCAGGAGCUGCUCCAGGUUAAUGAUUCCAACAUUAUUGGAGAAAAGGCUAAUAUGACAGUUACGAAGGUAAAGGAAGGUGGUUUAUUCAGACAACACAUACUUGGAGACCUACUCCGUACACCCAACCAACAACCACAGGUUGAAGUCUAUGUUAAUGGAAUUCCUGCUAAAUGUUCAGGUGACUGUGGGUUUACAUGGGAUCACAUGACUACUCCCAUAAUUCGGACCAUAAGCCCUUCCAAAGGGUCCUCUGAAGAAGGAACAAUUCUAACCAUAUCAGGUUCCGGGUUCUCUCCUAGUUCAGCUGUUUCGGUCUCAGUUGGACAGAUAGGUUGCUCCCUUCUUUCUGUGAAUGAAAACGAGAUCCAGUGCCAGCUCCUGAAUGGAAGUGCUGGACACUUCCCGGUUGCUGUGUCCAUAGCUGACGUCGGACUAGCAGGGAACGCGGAGGACGAGGUAUUCCACUUCACGUAUCAGAGUCAGAUCUCAGACAUCUGGCCUAUUUCUGGAAGCUUAGCAGGUGGUAAUCUUCUGACUCUAUCUGGAACUGGCUUUAAUGAAAAUUCAAAGGUAUUAGUUGGAAAUGAAAUCUGCAAUGUGAUUGAUGGGGACUUGAACAAGAUAACCUGCAGAACCCCAAAAAGAAUUGAGGGUACAGUUAAUGUUUCAGUUAUUACCCAUGGAUUUCAAGCCACAAAAAAGGAUGCAUAUAGUUACAAUUGUUUACAGACUCCAGUAAUGACUGAUUUUAGCCCAAAAGUACGGACAAUAUUAGGAGAAGCAAAUUUAACAAUUAAAGGUUAUAACUUUGGAAAUGACCCCACACAAAGCGUGGAGGUGUAUGUGGGAGGAAAACCCUGCCAGAUUCUGCACUGGAACUUCAGCGAUAUCAGAUGCCUUUUGCCCACGUUGUCUCCUGGGAAACAUGAUAUCCACGUAGAAGUCAGAACCUGGGGGUUUGCUUCCACAAGAGACAAGUUAAAUGCUUCUAUACAGUACAUUUUAGAAGUGAACAAUAUAUUUCCACAGAGAGGCUCCUUAUAUGGGGGAACUGAAAUCACUAUCAUGGGCUUGGGGUUUAGCACAAUACCCACAGAGAACACCGUGCUCUUAGGGUCCUUCCCUUGCAGGGUGACAUCAUCAUCGUCAGAUGUCAUCAAAUGUACUCUUCCUUCAACAGGGAAUGUAUUCAGGAUUACCAAUGAUGGGGAAGAUUCAGUACAUGGGUUAGGUUAUGCCUGGUCACCAUCGGUCUUAAAUGUAUCUGUGGGCGACACUGUGACAUGGCAUUGGCAAGCACAUCCAUUUCUUAGGGGAAUAGGAUACAGAGUUUUCUCUGUCUCCAGUCCCGGAAGUGUAACUUAUGAUGGCAAAGGAUUUAUGAAUGGAAGAGAAAAAUCAGCAUUAGCAGCGGGUAUGUUGAUGAGGCCCACUCCAUUGUCCUCCAAGGAGUCAUUAACGUUCUUCCAGCUGAGACCAGGCUCAUUCCCCUGCACCUGUCUGUGGGCAGCACCGAAGCCACAUACACUCAGGGAGAACCUGUGA